This is a messenger RNA of Pterocles gutturalis (yellow-throated sandgrouse), 976 nucleotides long. It is a transcript of the gene MRM3, whose product is annotated as RNA methyltransferase like 1. The annotation marks the transcript as partial. Gene Ontology annotation, molecular function: RNA binding; RNA methyltransferase activity. Gene Ontology annotation, biological process: RNA processing. The record is from RefSeq and is a predicted model, not a curated record. NCBI's taxonomy places the organism in Eukaryota, Metazoa, Chordata, Aves, Pterocliformes, Pteroclidae. The transcript has 3 exons.
AAAAGUGGUGACUAUUGCCAAGUCGAAGAAGUUUCGGGAUAAUCACGGGAAGGUUCUGCUGGAGGGUCACAGGCUGAUCAAGGAUGCCCUGGAGGCAGGAGCUGUGCUGCAGACUCUCUUCUUCAGCACUGUGGGGCACCUGAAGGAGCUGCCCGAGGCAGAGCUGAAACGAGCCAACUUAGUGAAGGUGAAAUUUGAAGACAUUAAGAGCUGGUCUGACCUCAUAACUCCUCAGGGGCUUAUAGGGAUCUUUUCCAAGCCCGACCAUGCCAAGAUGUCUUACCCUGCAGCUCAGCUAACCAGCUCCUUGCCCCUGCUCCUCAUCUGUGACAAUAUCCGAGAUCCGGGAAACCUGGGGACUAUUCUGAGAUCUGCAGCUGGAGCAGGCUGUGAGAAAGUGCUGCUCACCAAAGGCUGUGUGGAUCCGUGGGAGCCAAAGGUGCUCCGCGCAGGCAUGGGGGCUCACUUCCGUCUGCCCAUCGUCGCCAGCCUGGACUGGGAAUCUGUUCCCAGCAACCUUCCUGCUGGAGUCCAAGUCUGCGUGGCCGACAACAAAGACCCAGGCGCUCAGGCGGAGACUGCGUCUGUGCUGAGGGGAGUCAGCGGGGCCAGCUCUGCUCCCGGGAACUCGAAAGCUCCUGUAGAAUCCAAACCCAAGGCUGCUCCUGAGCACAAGGAUGAGGAGGGAGCAGUGGGCAUCUGCAUCCCAGAGCUGGCCACGCAGUACUACUAUGAGAACUGGACACAGACUCCAGUGGCAGUGGUGAUUGGCGGAGAGACUCACGGUCUGAGUCCAGAUGCGCUUCAUCUCGCAGCCAGCACCGGGGGGAAGAGACUGGUCAUUCCCGUGGUGCCAGGCGUGGACAGCUUGAACUCUGCCAUCGCUGCUGGUAUUGUGCUGUUUGAGGGGAAGAGACAGUUGCUGCAGAGGCUCAAGCACGAAGACGAAAGGCAGAAGUUGCCUCUAGUGGGCUAA